Porites lobata is the source of this 577-nucleotide messenger RNA. NCBI's taxonomy places the organism in Eukaryota, Metazoa, Cnidaria, Anthozoa, Scleractinia, Poritidae. The record is from the annotation of a GenBank genome assembly.
AUGAAACGGCUUUUUAAGAGAUGUCCUUACUGCUCUGUCAAGGUAAGUCUUAUUAUAAACGUUUGCUAUGGCAGUGAUCAGAAAAUCUACCUUCCAGAAAAAAAAAACAGCAACAACAACAAAAGCAAUAAAGCUAACAACAUUAUAGCAUAAUGAUGAUGAUGAUCACGAUGAUGAUAUCGAUAAUGAUGAUGACAAUGAUGAUGAUGAUGGUGACGAUGGUGGUGGUGGUGGUGGUGGUAAUGCUAGUGGUGAUGAUGAUGGUGGUAGUGGUGGUGGUGGUAACGCUGGUGGUGAUGAUGGUGGUGGUGGUGGUGGUGGUGGUGAUGAUGAUGACGACGACAAUGAUGAUGAUGAUGAUGAUGAUGAUGAUGAUGAUGAUGAUGAUGAUGAUGAUGAUGAUGAUGAUGAUGAUGAUGAUGAUGAUGAUGAUGAUGAUAAUGAUAACAAGAACAACAAUAACAAUAAUGAUAAUAAUAAUAAUAAAUACCUGGUGGCAACUUAUGUACACUGGCAGAUCUGCAGAGAAUAUGACAUGAAUAGUCUGUGCCUACACUCACCACCAAAGUGGUUAUGA